Messenger RNA from Coregonus clupeaformis (lake whitefish), 1795 nucleotides. Its product is annotated as CCR4-NOT transcription complex subunit 8. Gene Ontology annotation, cellular component: CCR4-NOT complex; P-body; CCR4-NOT core complex. Gene Ontology annotation, molecular function: poly(A)-specific ribonuclease activity; nucleic acid binding. Lineage: Eukaryota; Metazoa; Chordata; Actinopteri; Salmoniformes; Salmonidae. The transcript has 7 exons. The record is from RefSeq and is a predicted model, not a curated record. The coding region runs from base 170 to 1027 and encodes 285 amino acids.
AUGACUUCCGAUUGAGCAAGGAAGCCAACGUUAUCCAGCAACGUUAGCUAGCAAGGACUAGCAGUAGCCUCAUAAGAACAAUAUCAUACGACGCAUCAGUUUAUUAUUUCACCAGACUGCUCCCUGAAAGUGCUGCAGAAAGGGUUUUCAGUCCUUUCAACCUGCAAAAAUGCCAGCCGCACUUGCAGAUACCAGUCAGAUUAUCUGUGAGGUCUGGGCAAGCAAUGUGGAGGAGGAAAUGAGGAAAAUCCGACAGAUAAUUCAAAGCUACAACUCGAUUGCCAUGGACACAGAAUUCCCCGGAGUAGUAGUUCGACCCAUUGGCGAGUUUCGUAGCACAGUAGAUUACCAGUACCAGCUCUUGAGGUGCAACGUGGACCUUCUGAAAAUCAUCCAACUGGGACUGUCGUUUAUGAACGAGGACGGAGACUAUCCCCCUGGAACGACAACAUGGCAGUUCAAUUUCAAAUUUAAUUUAACAGAGGAUAUGUACUCCCAGGACUCAAUAGACCUACUCCAGAACUCCGGCCUCCAAUUCAAAAAGCACGAGGAAGAGGGGAUCGACACUCUGUACUUUGCUGAGCUCCUGAUGACAUCUGGUUUAGUGCUGUGUGAAAAUGUAAAGUGGCUCUCCUUUCACAGUGGGUACGAUUUUGGCUACCUGGUGAAGCUCUUAACAGACACUCGCCUACCUGAGGAGGAACAUGAGUUCUUCCAGAUCCUCAAUCUCUUCUUUCCUGCAAUCUAUGAUGUGAAAUAUCUGAUGAAGAGCUGCAAGAACUUAAAGGGAGGACUCCAGGAGGUGGCUGACCAGCUGGAAUUGAAGAGGAUUGGGAGACAGCACCAGGCCGGCUCCGAUUCACUGCUCACAGGAAUGGCCUUCUUUAGGAUGAAAGAGCUUUUCUUUGAAGACAACAUUGAUGACGCAAAGUAUUGUGGGCGAUUGUAUGGAUUGGGCUCUGGGUCCACACAAAAUCAGAACGGCAUCUCAAGUUCUUCCCAAGAGGAAACUAACAACAAGCACUGACUGACCACAAGGCCAUCAAGUGGAAGAUUCACUUGUUUUAUCCCAUCCAGUAGAUGUUUCUCUUCUCCCCUCACUCCCAGAAGAAAACAUGAGGAUUAAUUUCUGUAUCAAACUUCACCAGCUGCAAAAAGGGCAUUGGUUACCACAGACUCUCCUCUUGAACCCAUUUUGUUCUGUCAUAGUUGAUUUUACUGCGUAUUGUCACCAUUCAAAUUCCCUAUUGUACCACCAUUGAGCCUUUCUAGCGCCCAUCGCACAGGUCCAGUAUUCGGAAACCUUUUAUCUGUGUGUUACAGCAUUGCAGUAACUACCCUUCUUUUAAAAGCAUGGGACCCGUUCGUGUAUUGUACUGCAAAUGAUAAGUGUAGCAUUUAAGUGCUCGAGCAAUUCCCUGCACUCCUGCUUUUCAAAACGACAAACUCUAUUUAGACCCAACUGUAGCUCAAGCAUCGGUAGGUAUCGUUCCCAAACCAUUGCAUUGUUGGAUACAUGCUUGUAGGGAUUGUACACUUUUUUAAAUUAUGCUGGACAGGUAUGUAAAAUUCACUGAAGCCAACCUGUUUUAGCAUUUUUCCUUUGUGGAAGGAGACUUUUAGGUGGGUACCAGGCUGGUCUGAGUAUGAACGUGUUACAGGGGCACCCUGCAGUUCAGUGUAACAUUUGCUUUUAAUUUGUUCGCUCAGUUUAAACAGAUGUUUUUGGUUGCUAUUGUUUUUACAACAUACAUUGUUUGAAACAGUUGUAUAUUAAAACAUUUUCUAUUUUCAA